AUGAACGUGAUUGUGAAGGUAGCACAUUUAACGACCAUUCAUCUGCUCGCGGCAUCAAUCUUAAAACUCGUAUCAUCGGACAAAACAUUCAACAAGUUGGCAUGGAAGGGCUUUCCACUUUGUUCAAACUCAAUCAAUAAUACUCUGCUCUCUCAAAAAUUCAAUGUGACUGCGGAGGAGUUUAAUAGCAGAAGAUUUGUGAAAACAUGCGGCAUCCAUUGCCAAUUGAUGAGUCCGUCCUGUAUCGCAUUUCAAGUAAACGUGCUGAAGUCGGUGAAUGGUGGUUCAUACAACCUCUAUUGCUACGGUUUCGACGACCUACCCAGCGACAUCUGCAUGAACCUCAACGACAACUGCUCCUUCUUCCUGGCUGAUAAACCGAUUUACAUGACCGUUUCUUCUUGGGAGUACGGUAAUCCUUUACCGCAGUCAACAUUGGUCGAAGUUGUAGGCGCUGGCAAGUACUACACUUCAAUAACUUACCCCAUUGGCGUGAGUACGUACAAGCUGAACAUGCUGGCCAGAUCGCUCUACGACUACCACAGUUUCAAUACCUAUAAUGAUCCAAACAUGGCUUUGUACAUGAAGAACUAUUUAAUGAAUACGACAAACGGGACAGUAAUUGUCGGGCAGACAGGGGACGAACCGGCGAGUGCCAUCCAGGGAGUAGCAGACUACCUGAAGAGUGUCAACCUGGACGUGAGCACGUUGCAAUUCAGGGGGAAGUGGGUGUUUGUAUGGCAGCAGGGAGCUUACGGGAAAACCAAGUCACACAUCUUUAAUGGAUAUGGGCUGUUCACCAAACAAUUUCUCAUCUGCAACUUGGGUUUGACCUGUUUACAUUUUUUUGUUAGAUUUCAAGGUUGA
This is a messenger RNA of Helobdella robusta, 867 nucleotides long. RefSeq lists its product as hypothetical. The coding region runs from base 1 to 867 and encodes 288 amino acids. NCBI's taxonomy places the organism in Eukaryota, Metazoa, Annelida, Clitellata, Rhynchobdellida, Glossiphoniidae. The record is from RefSeq and is a predicted model, not a curated record. The transcript is spliced from 3 exons.